GAGUGGAUUUCAAAAAAGCUGCGCAAUGACUGACCUGUGUGGAUUGGUCUUGGUUCCAAAGGUUCUCUGCGCAGUGCAGCGUCAUGAAUGUUGUUCAUCACGAAUGUGAUUCUUCCAAGUACAAAAUGAGUGCUGGAGGCAGACAGGACCUCGUCAAACCAAUAACAGUCAAGAAGAAUAAAAUUUCUCCAACACCUAUUCAUUUUCAUCAGCAACCAAAAUCUGUCAUAAUACCUUCGUCUUCCUGGCAAGGAGGGUCAAGAGAAAGUGCCUUCCAACCUUACAGACCAUCAUCAACUCCUGUUUUCACAAACCUUCAACGCGGCAAUACCGAAAAGGAUAAUAUUGAACCUCAAGAUGUAGCGGAGUCAGGAUGGCACACAGCCUCUGGCAUGGGUGAUCUCACUGCGACUCAGAUUACUUCUGCUGGAUCUGAAAGGAACAUUGAAGUGAAGGAUGAAAAUGGAAUGACAGCUCUGAUUUGGGCAUCCACUUAUGGCCAGUUACCUACCAUUGAGCGACUUGUGAAUGCAGGAGCUAAUGUCAAUAAUGUCUGUCCCAAAGGUUACACUGCGUUACUCCUUGCCUCAUAUAAUGGUCACUUUGAAGUUGUUCGUUACCUUCUUGCAUUUGGUGCAAAUGUGAAUUACAGUGACGAGAGUGGCAACACUGCUCUCAUGUAUGCAGCACACAGCGAUCAUCCUCAUGUUGCCAAUGAGUUAUUACUUAAAGGAGCCAACAUUUUGUCGGAAAACCGCCAAAAAGAUACUUGUUACAGCAUAGCUGUGAAACGGAAAUCAAAAUCAGGUCAGAAAUUUCAAAAUGUGCUGGAUAUGUAUUUGAUUACUUUGAUGAGCAGCUAAACAAGUUGAUCCCAUACGUUUACAAAAUCCAGACAUGGAUCUUUCAAUUCAAACAAUCAACUAAAGAUCUGUUCUUCAAGUGAGUUUAUGACAUUUCCCUUGGAAGGGGAGAUGAUUAUCCAAUAGAGGAUGGGAACCAAAGGUAUGGAGGAAAACGUACACAGGAGCAAUGGAAACAACAGCGAUAACAAGAACUGAAGUAUUGGAAGUGGACUUAAUGAUCAAUAAAAUGGAAAUAAUGGAAACAGUACUGAAGAGAUAGGAAAUAUGGGAAACCCUGAAAAAAUUUAACCCACCGAAGCAACGGCAACUACAGGGAGGGGCCUUGUCUUAUGUUUGGAACUUUUAAGAGCUUCCAAUUUAACACCCUUAUCAAAGAAGACAAAUGGCAAAUGCCUAGAAAUUGAUAGAAACAUGGGUUAAAAUGGAGACCUUUAUGAUUAUCAGGACUUCUCAAAAGAUAACUUCACUACUCAUGAUCUUCACCCAGGCGAUCAGGGGUAGGCUAAAUUUGCGGACAAACUGUACUAACUCAAUGAGCAGGGCUACGGAGCAAUUAAGUACGAAAAUUUGGAGUGCAUUUCCUGUAUGUGAAACCCAUAAGAUUAUUGGCAAGACCAGUUCGAUAAAUAAACUGUUAAUAAGUGACUCUCACCCAAAAGAAUGAUGAACCAUGAACAUAUUAAUUUCUUCAACGCUCACCACUCGAAAA
Messenger RNA from Bemisia tabaci, 1575 nucleotides. RefSeq lists its product as uncharacterized. NCBI's taxonomy places the organism in Eukaryota, Metazoa, Arthropoda, Insecta, Hemiptera, Aleyrodidae. Gene Ontology annotation, molecular function: protein binding. The record is from RefSeq and is a predicted model, not a curated record.